AUUGGGCAACACUUGCUAUGAAGUGUCAUGUCAGCUGUCGGUUCUGUAAUCGAUUAUUUUUCACGUAAUUGUUUUUUUAUUAUGAAGAUAUUAAAUACGUGAAACAAACUUGGGAUAUGGUCUUACUGCAUCGCCGGCAUUAGUGAAAUCGGUGGACUAUUUUUUAUGCAAUAGUUCUUUUGUGGCAGGUACAAUAUGGCACAUAAGGAGGAAGAUGAGCCCUUUCAAGAAGAAGACGUUUAUAUCAACCCCGAAGACGGUAUGCCUAAUAUUCACCCCAAUAUAGCUAAUUUAGAACAUGAAAGUGACUCGCAGGACGAAGUCAACGAUUUGGACGACAUACCAAAGUCUGUUAUUGUCACAAACAUUCAUAGUGACGUUUUCGCAAACGCAAAACUAAAAUCCGAAUUGGAAGAUCUUUUCCGAACCUUUUCGGAGAACAUUACAUUUCAGUGGCUCCGCAGUUUUAGGCGGUUGCGUGUGAACUAUGACAGCCCAUUGGCGGCCGCUAACGCUCGUGUGCAACUACACCAGUAUCAGUUUUAUAACUCGUGUAUUAACUGUUACUUCGCUCAGCCGGUGACGCCCGUUUCUUUCAAGAAUCUGAGGCCGCCCGCUCCUGUAAAGCAAUUUUUGAUUUCUCCGCCGUCAAGUCCGCCAGUGGGAUGGGAACCGCGAGAAGAGGGCGAGCCGCUGGUGAACCACGACCUGCUGGCGGCGCUGGCGAGCCUGGCGCCGGGCGAGAGCCACGAGCUGCAUGCGCCCACGCCAACGCAGCCCGCCAUCGUCGUUCACACAGCGCUCGCCCCCGAGGGCGCCCCACGCCCAUGCUCUAUUCCCCACACCCGUUGUCCUAAUUAUUGAUAUAUUUUUUAAUCUAAUUACUUUUCUAGUUAGUGUAGAAGUUUGAGUGCUUUUUAUUCAUUGACAAGCAACACUGGUCUCAUGGAUAACCAAAGAUUGCAUUAUGAGUAAACAGCAUAUAACUCUAAAUUGUUGACAUGCCAUAUCGGCUUGUGUUAAGUUAGGCCGAAUAGUAUAACACUAAUUGCUUUAUAUAGUUUAUUAUUUAAUUUAAACACUUAAAAGUUGAAUUGGUGCUAUUCUUAUUGACAAAAGGAAUUUAACAAUGUUUAUUUAUGUAAUUGUUUUUAUAUUGGAUAGUACAUGUUGGCUUAAUAUAUGUAGAUUAUUAUUUUUGAAACAAUAUUUAAGAGGGUAAUCUUAUCAUUAGAAAGUAGGUAUUAUUAUUUUCAAUUAGACUGCUUUGGUCCAUUAUUAUUACUAUCAAGAUUUUUUGCAUAAUGUGUUGCAUAGUUAACCUAAUUGAAUGACCAGUAACAGUAACAAACCAGUGUUAACAAAAUAUUUGAGUGUAUUGUUUAUUUGGAAACUUAGCUUCUUUUAUGCCUAGUAUUUUAUUUGCCAACUAACUGAACACACAGUUUUAUCUUGAAAAUAGUGCUUUUAGUAGCAUAAUUUUAACAACUACAUGUAAAAUAUUAAACCAUAUUUGCGAUGUUUUCAGACAAAAGAACAAAGUCUCUUUUGGAUUUGUAAGAAAAAAAUGGAAUUACAUCAUGAUAUGAUAGUUCUUAAUAGAAAACUGACUAUGUGUACUUGUUAGUUUAAAAACUUGUAUUUUAUUUAUUUAUGUCUUGGGAUUACCUUCUUGAAUAUCUAAACUUGGUUAUGUUACUAACAUAGAUUUUGUAUGUGGCAUUGUUACAUGUAGGCAAUAGGACACAUAUCAGCCAAGCUAGACCAAUUUGUUAUGUUUUACACAAUAUAAUUAAAGUGAUUGAACUAAUGGAUACAUGUUCCUAUUUCAUUACUUUAAUUAUCAGGAGUUCUGAAUUUAAAUGAUUGUUAUUGCAUUUGUAGACUCAUAGAUUGUUGUGAUAUAAUGUAAAUUUUAAAUUUGUGAUGUCAUAUUACAAAUGAUGUGUAAAUAAUAAAUUAUUUUUGCAACAAGCAAAAUUAUCUAAGGAAUCAAAGUGACACCAACACAUUGCUUUAUUACAGUUAGUUAUACAGUGUUUAAAUUUAAAUCUCAUGAUCUUUAGUAUAUUUAUCAAUUAUUAUUUAUUUGAUGUAUUGGGAUUCUACAUGUCUUAAUACCAUCAUCUGGUGUCCUUAUUUAUUUGCAAUAGAAAUAAUUACAGAACUAUCUUCUUUUAAAUUAUAUUAUACCUAAUUCUUAUGGCUUGCUCAACUGCUAUGUUAUUGUCAUAAAAUACGAGUAUACCUUACAUAUAAGGUGAAUCUAAUUAUUACUCAAUUUUCUUUCAUCCUCAAUAUUAAGAAAUUUUGUAGUCAAUUAGCAUUAAUUAUAGUGUUUUCGCAGUUCUUAACUACUAUUAACUCAAUACCUGCAUGAGAUGGGUAUUUUUUAAUAAUAUUUAUUUUCUAUUUUUCACAAACUGUUAAGAGCAUCUGUUUACAAAUUUUAGGUGUUUUAGUAACUUUACUGUCAAUAUUACUUGUUGUCAAUGCAGUAAUAUGCCAAAACUAGUGGACCCAACACAUGGUUUAUUAUACAUUUAUAGCAUUUUUCCUUAUAAUGAAGACAUUUGCAGAGACAAAGUUUCCAUGUUUUCUUGAUACAUGAUGUUAAUCCCAGACCCAUGCUAUGUUAAUUGACCUCUCUUUAUUCAAUAUCUUGUAUGUACGAUCUAAAUGUAUGUUAUCUCGAGGACUUUUACAUCUAUUGGUCUCACCCAGCCUAUUGCUUCUUUUUAUAAAAAUGUCUGUGUUGACUGUAUUCAGAUCAAUGUUUCGUCUAUCGAUGUUUUUAUCUCACUGUGAUUUCAAUAUUAUUGUUUGUUGUAAAUAUUAAAUGGUAUUGUUUUAA
Messenger RNA from Cydia pomonella (codling moth), 2854 nucleotides. It is a transcript of the gene sra, whose product is annotated as protein sarah. The transcript has a single exon. Gene Ontology annotation, cellular component: cytoplasm; nucleus. The coding region runs from base 196 to 864 and encodes 222 amino acids. Gene Ontology annotation, molecular function: calcium-dependent protein serine/threonine phosphatase regulator activity; nucleic acid binding. Gene Ontology annotation, biological process: calcium-mediated signaling. Lineage: Eukaryota; Metazoa; Arthropoda; Insecta; Lepidoptera; Tortricidae. The record is from RefSeq and is a predicted model, not a curated record.